This is a messenger RNA of Ectocarpus siliculosus, 6252 nucleotides long. The record is from the annotation of a GenBank genome assembly. NCBI's taxonomy places the organism in Eukaryota, Phaeophyceae, Ectocarpales, Ectocarpaceae.
AUGCCUCGAAACUAUGCUCGAGGUCCGGAGAAGCAGCAGACCGCAGAUGAUAGCGGCGCAGGAGGAGGACACGUGAGCGCGACGGAGGCCGAAGGAAACAGCGCAGCAGCAACAAGUACGGGCGAACGCGGCGGCGGCGGCGGCGGCGGCGGCGACUACUAUGGUGCAAGCGGCAGUGGUGACGGCGCCUUGGGCGUGGGAGGACGGCCGGGAGUUGUUGUUGUUGCUUCGCAGCAGGGCAAUCCGAGGGACGAAGACAAGCGUGGCGACGUCGACGACCGGAACAAGAGCGGUCGAACUGGCGGCGGCGGCGAGCGGCGGGAGGGAGGGGGCGGGGGAGAAAGCGCGGACGACGACGGCGUUGCGACCCGGCGUGACCUCCCGAACGGUGGUGGCAGCGGCGGGGUUUCCCCACGCGCUAAGGGGGGGGCCGCGGAAUGCGGCGAAUCGAGCCCGAGAGGGGAGAGAAAGAACAAGACGAAGAGGGAUGGCGGUGCCAGCGGCGCCGGUGACGAUGGUGCUGGUAAGGGCGACGACCGUGGUGGAGCUGGCGGCGGCGAGAAACAGAAACGGAAGGCCGUCUCUGGGGAGAGAGCAGCGCCGGCGGCACGGGGGACCCCUCGCAAGGCUAGAGCUAGCCGUACCCAGAACGGGGCGAGCAGACGCGCCUCGGAACUGGGGCCCGUGACUUACGUGACGCACGACCGAACGACCGCCGUGGAGGAAGAAGACGGGCAGCACGACGGAAUGCGCGGGGCGGGAACGGGGCCUGCUGGAAGGACCGGCGGUGGCGGUGGCCCGUCGCCCUUGCCAUCGCCGUUCUCACGACGCGCGAAGCGGCCGCGGCCAACGUUGCAGGGGGGCUCCGCUCGCGCCGUGGUGUGGGGGCAGCCCUGCCCUGCCUGUCGCGGGAGGGGCGGGGAGCCCCCUCCCGGCGGGAUUGGGAAGGAAGCAGACGGAACCUCUAGGGGCGGCUGCAGCGGCCCUUGUCGGGGAGCCGAAGGAGGAGCCGGAACGGGCCAGGGGCCGUUGAGGAUUGGUCAGUACGUCUACCUUCGCGCCCCGGCUUCCGAGGACUUGCAGCGCUCGCUGGUGUCCGAGGGUGAGUUCGCCGCCCCGAAAGCCGGCGGGCUGUCCGGCUCUGAGCUUGCGGGAGAGCGUAUACGAGUGUUGCGGGAGACUGGGGACGGCGGCGACGGGUCUUUCGCCGCGGCGGAUGUGGUGCAGUUCAACACCGCCAGCGGCAAGCACAGGCUUCGGUUCGUGCAGGACGGCGCCGUCAAAGACGUCGAGCUGAUGAAGCCACCAGACUUGGAAGCCGACAUCAGCGAUGACGCCGAGCGCGGUGCUCCUCAGGGCCGACCAGAGGAGAAAGGGACCGGUGGCGGCGGUGGCGUGCGCUGGCUUCAAAGGCGCGCUCGACGGCGCGCUCGCGAUGCGAUUCAACGGAACGCGGGCGGCUUGUGCGAGGGGCCGUCGGGCGAGGUCCGAGGUCUAGUGGGAGACGAGCACGACCCGUUUAUCCAGCGCGAAGAGAACUGGCGCUGGGCACUGAGCCGUUGGAGGUGGAACCUCGGGGAGCGAGACGGCUACUACUCCGAUGACCGCGGGGGGGGCGGGGGGCGACGUGGCUCUGGCGGCAGUAGUCGUGAUGGGGGCAAGCGAGGCGGCGGCGGCGGCGGCAGCCGAGACACGGAGAGGUGCGGAGUUCCACACGCCGGGGACGGAAUGUUUCCCCCGAUCGGCAGGGUUGUGGCCGUGGAAAUUCGCCGCGUAGACACCGGAGAGAAGGUCGUCGAAGGGGGUGCGGAUGGCGGUGGUCGUAGAGACGGAUUGAAGGAGGAGGAGCAGGAAGGCAAGGGAAGGGCGACGGAGGUGUGGCUGAAGGUGGCGCGGCUCUGGUACCCUCAGGACACGCGGUGCGGAAUGGACCCGUUCGUUCACGGCAAGGCGGAGGUGUUCGAGGCCUGCCGGGUCGUUCGCCCGGACGGGCACCCUGACGGGGAGUGCGCUUGCGCGCCAGAUUCGCGCUGCGGGUCGGCGGCGGCGAAGGGGACGGAGACGGCGGCGGCGCACAACAGGAAACGAGACUCACGUUUGCCCGGCGGCGCGCGUGGGGGCGGCUCCGGCUCCGGCGGCGCCGCGAGAAAUCGUGCGGGUGCCGUCGCCGCUUCGAGGCUCAGCGGAGAGCGGCCUCUGGCCGCUUGCCUGAAGAUUGAGCCCGUGACGCUGUGGGUGCCGGCGUGCGAAGCCCACCGCGUGGCGAGCGUGCACCCCUGCAUCGACGGCCGGCUGAACCCUUGCGCCGGCAAGGUCGUCAACGACCCGUACCAGCCGCAGGCGGAGUUCUUCAUCAGCCACCGGUACUGCCUCGAAGCCGACGCGUACUUCCCGCUCGAGAGCCCGAGGAGCGGCGCCAACAGCAGCGGCGGCGGCGGCGGCGGGGGCGGGGGCGACGGCGGCGUCGGGAUGGAGACCAUCGUCGGAGCGCUUGGCGUCCCCGUGGGAGGGGGUGGGCGGGAGGGCGGGUUGCACAAGCUCCCCUCGCCGCGCUCGGCCAAAGCGCGCCUGCUGAACAGGACCGCGUCCGACAGCAUGCUGGAUGACCUGCCGCCCAAGUGGCACCCCCUGAAGAAGCGGAUGUCGCUGGGCCAGCAGUCGCCGGCGGGCGGCGGCGGCGGCGGCGGCGGCGGCGGUGGUACGGACUCUCCGGUCAUCGGCUGGGAGAGCGCGAUCAUUCGGAGCGGCAGGGCGGACUCGGGGUCCUCCGCAAGCGGCAGGACCACGCCUGUCGACGCCACGCCCUGGAGCCCCAGGGAGUCGGGCCACGACGGGCGCGACGCGCAGAAGGUGUACCUCUGCCACCGGUGCAGGCACACCUUCCCGUCCUCCCGGCUGCAGCGGUGCUCGGGGAGGGGCUGCCUCAACCACUUCUGCGCUCCGUGCGCGGUCGAACGGAGCGGCGGGCUGAGCAGCAGCAGCGGCGGCGGCGGGGGGAAGGGUCGAGCGCGAGGCAUGAGGUGGCCGACGCAACCGCUUCCGCCGCCGCCGCUCGGAGGGUUGGCGGACCCUGGCGGGGGUCAGCACGGCGGGUGCGAGACGACACCGCAGGCGUGGACGGGACCGUGCUGCCAGGGCGGCUGCGGUUGUCACGAGUGCGUUACUGGAGCGGAGGAGGGCCUCUUGUCCGGCUGGAGCGCCCGCAACGGGGUUGCGUCUGCGUGUGCGGCGGCUACGGCACCCGCGGACGUGUUGCAGCAGCGUCGUGGAUCGCGGUCGCUCAAGAAAGCAAGGGUGGCGGCCCAGGCCCCGGCUCCGGCGGCGGCGGCGGCGGCGGCGGCAACGCCGAAGAAGAUGGUCGGGUGGUCAGGGUGGCAGGAGCGGCCGAACGGCGUCCAAAGAAAUCCGGACCCGUCGACAGGGAGAGCGAGCGCCAACACCAACGUCAAGGGAAGAGGAGGUGAUGCUCCUGCUUGCGUCGAGGGAUGGGCUCGGGACGCGGAGGGCGGUGGGCAAGACGCCGUCGUGGACACGGCGGUGGAGUGGUGCCGGAGCUGCAGCGGCCCGGGGCCGACGGGGUCAUUGGCGCGCUGCUACUAUUGCCACGGGGGCGUGCACGUCUCCGGGUGUCAUCGGUUCGAGGAGGCGUUGACGCGGAGGCGACUCGCGGAGUUCGGCCUCGGGCCCGCCGGGCACUUCUCGUCGGCGCCGUCGGGCGAAGGCGCCGUGGGCCACGGGGUCGCCGUGUGCGUCGACGGGCGGUGGCGAGCGGGGCUGGUCCUGUGCUGGAGCCCCCCGUUGGGCGCGCACUACGUCCGGUACGUUGACGAGUGGGAAUCUGGGGAGGGAGCCACGUCGAGCUUGGAUGCCAUCCCUUGGGAAGGCGAGUGGGUGGAACUACCGGACGAGUGGGCGAGAGAGGCGACCGUAGGUCCAGGAGGAGGAGAGUGUUCUUCUUCUUCUUCUGCCAAGCGCUUCGCGGCGACGGUUCGGGCAAGCGGCGUGCGGUGGCCGCUGGUGGAGAUCUCGCUCAGGCUGUUUCCGCCGCCGGCGGCGGCUAGCGGCAGCAGCAGCACCAGUAGCGCGCCCGCCGCCGCCAAACCGCCUCCAGAGAGCAGGUCGGCGACCAAGGUGCUGAAGGCGUUGCUCAAGCAAAACUUUCUCGCUUCCCAGGCGGCGGCCGCGGCGAAGAGUGGCGGCGCGGCAGUCUCCCAUCAGUAUCGGCCUCCCGGCGUCGCCGUUCUUUCCGGGACAGCGCCGAGCGCUCGCGCGAGCGGUGGGGGCGUUGGGAGGGGGAGCAGCGACGGUAGCGACGUCGGAAACGGAACCGAGCAGGCCGGGGAGCAGCGACGAAAGCCGUGGGUUUGUCGGGCGUGCGUGGAGGCGAAGCUGCACCGGCUGCAGCGGCGGGUGCGCUCCCAGUUUCUCGUGCCGUGGGAGGACCCGGAUGGACCCUCGGCGGUAGUGUGCGCGACGGCGGCAGCGACAGGAAGAGGAGGAGGAGGGGGGGGGUCGACAAUGGCCUCCGCUCCUCCAGUCGGUGCAUGUGCGGGGUCGACCGAGAGCCCGAUGACGCCGUCGAAAGGUCCCCCCCCCGCCUCCUUAGCCGCAGGCGGCGGGACCCCCGGAGCUGCGGGGUCACCGAAGCCACCAAGGCAGGAGGCGGCGGCUGGGGCGGGGAAUGAUGAUGGCAGCACGCGGCCCUUCGCGUUCGAGGCCGGCUUCAUGUCGGACCUCGCCGACCUCCACGCCCGCGGCGGCGGCCCGACGGCCAACGGGGCGGGCAUCGGCAGCUCGAGGAGCGGCACCCGCGGCGGGAAGAAGAGGCCGCGCCCCCCGCCGGCCGUCCGCGCGUUCUCGCACCUGCUCGGGAAGCUGGGGACGCAGAGCGCUCUCGCGUUCGCCCUGCCGCCGGAGGUCACCGACCUGGACAGGGACGUGGCGGCGUUUUUCGCGAGCGGGGGUGGGGGCGGCGGCCGAGGGGGCGGCGGGGACGAGGGGCCCCUUGGUGGCGAGGCGCGGGGUGCGCGAUCUGUGGUCUUGGUCGACGGAACGGCAGCGGUUGCGAUGGCGGCGGCGGCGGCGGCGGGGGGGGGGGGGAAAAAAACCGGGUCCCCCGCCAAAAUGGCGGCCGUCCCAAGGGCCAACAAACUGCACCAACAAAAAGGAGAAGCGGGGUCCGCGGCGAGAGUGGCGGCGGUCGCAGGGGCGAGCAAGCUGCAGCAGCAGAAGGGGCAGGGGCAGGGGAGCAGCGUUGGUGCGCCGCCUGGGGCGAGCGGCGGAGGAUCGGGCCGCCGUUCUGAGGAUGGCGGCGGGGGCGGGGGCGGCAUCGGUGCUGGCGCCGGUGCUGCUUCUGCUGCUGCCAUGUCGAUACCUGCCGGUUUUUCCUCCGAGAAGGAGGUGGAUCUGGAGUCAAGCGCUAAGAUCCGGCCCGUGGAUAGCAGCAGCAAGCUCCGGAGAAGGUCGUCAAGCUUUGGAGGCGGGGUGCGCAACGCAAGCCGGCCUCUCCGCAUGUCUUCUACCGAGGCGCCGGCGGCUGUCGGCGAGGACAGCUCCUUGUCGGGCGGGGGCGGGGGCGGGGGAGGCGCGGGGGGCGGGGCGGCAAGAGGCGGCGGCGGCGGAAGGUCUGAAUCCUCCUCGGUGCCCACGACCCUGAAGGAUGUUUCUCGGAAGGACCGCAUGCAGCGCAUGGAUCAAAGGAGGAUGAGGCGGCAAGGGCAGACUCUGGUCGACGCGGGGCUGUUGAACUUGGACGUCCUCCAAAGCCGUAGGAAGAAACUCCGGUUCGGCAGAUCCAGCGUCCACGCCUGGGGGGUGUUCGCCGACGAGCCCAUCGCCGCGGGGGACCUGGUCAUCGAGUACAGGGGUGAGAUAAUCGGGAACGCGGUCGCCGACAAGCGGGAGAAGCAGUACGAGGACAUGCAGAUCGGGAGCGACUACAUGUUCCGUGUGGACGAGGACACCGUGGUUGACGCGACGUUCAAGGGCAGCCUGGCGCGGUUCAUCAACCACAGCUGCGACCCCAGCUGCACGACGCGCAUCAUCACCGUCGAGGGGAGCAAGAAAAUCGUCAUCUACGCUGAGCGCGACGUGGCAAUGGGGGAGGAGCUGAGCUACGACUACAAGUUCCCGCCCGAACCCGACGAGGCGGCUCGCGUGCCUUGCCACUGUGGCUCGGAGAAAUGCCGUGGUUUCAUAAACUGAAGAGGCGUCUCUUCUCGCCCCCCCCCCCCCCCCUUUCCGGGGGGGGGG